Messenger RNA from Emericellopsis atlantica, 735 nucleotides. RefSeq lists its product as uncharacterized. The transcript has 3 exons. Lineage: Eukaryota; Fungi; Ascomycota; Sordariomycetes; Hypocreales; Bionectriaceae. The record is from RefSeq and is a predicted model, not a curated record. Bases 1 to 735 code for a protein of 244 amino acids.
AUGACGGACCCCCUUCGCAUGGACUUUGUCGACGCGGUCUGCGGCAAGGAGAUCUACAACUUCUUCAAUAACCGCGUCAUUGAGCACACAAACUCGACCGGGGCCGAUGCGGCCACCAUGGAAUGGUCAGAGGGUGACACGGUGCAGUACGCUGCACCGAAUGGCGUUUUGGCGCCAAACGUGCGCGGUAUCUACGAAAUUGUCACAAGGAAGCCUAUUGCACGCGUCCUCGUGACCGAGCGUGUUCCUGGCGGCCAGCUACGCACCCAGCUCGCUUGCAUGCGCGCCUGUACGCAACCUUUCAUCGGGCGAGUUGGGCGCCAGCGUUUGCGCAACCCUUACGAUCGUAUACCCACGACAUACUGUGGACCGUUUGCCGAUGAAAAGGCAUUCGAUACGUGGUGUCUAGCCCGUGUCACGGCCCUCCGUGGCCCGUUUGUCCGUCUGAAAUGGCAGUGGCUCAUGAGGCGGGAAAAGCGCAACCCACCGGGCGCUUUCGUUCUGACGCAUGGCGAUCUGAGCCCGCGAAACAUUAUUGUUCAGGACGGUGUUAUUACGGUCAUCAUUGAUUGGGAAACGAGCGGCUUCUACCCUGAGUAUGCUGAGUACGCGUUUGCUAUGAUGCUGAGUCAUGGACAUGAGAAGUGGUGGACGCCUGUGUUGAAAGAGGUGCUACAGCCUUGCUCGAAGCAGCGGCUCGAAUUCACGCGUCUGUUUGAGGACAGAGGAUGGUGA